CCUUCAUUUAGAACAUAUUAUCGUUUUCUUCUUACUCUUUAGCUACUUAUUCCUAUCUCUUUCUUAUAACAUAUUUCUUUUAAUUUUCCCAAUAUUUUUCUACGUACCACUUUUGUUUCUUUGGUUCUUCAAAUUACAAGAUCUCAAUAACGGAAAUUUCUUUAAUCUCCAACUGAAUUUUGAGGUCUAAAGAGCAAUGCACUGUUAUUAUUGAGUCAUAAUCAACUGCUGAAAAAGAAUAGCAAAGAAAUGGUGACCAUAAAGAAUUUCUUCAAGAAAGCUUCUUCAGAUGAAAACAAAGAAAAACUGCUAGCACAUGAUGAUGAAAGAAAAGGCUGCUGCAAUUGUUUCAGUCCAUUGAAUGAUAGGUUUACUAGUUUUUUCAACAAUUUACAAGAUUUUGCUAAGAAAGCAAUCGAGAUGGGUCGCAAUGAUCCUCGAAAAAUUAUUUUUUCCUUAAAGAUGGGAUUUGCAUUAUCUUUUGUGUCUCUUCUCAUCUUUUGGAAGAAACCUAAUGAUAUUGCUCAGUUUGCAAUAUGGGCAAUCUUAACAGUUCUUGUUAUGUUUGAGUUCAGCAUAGGAGCAACCUUAAUUAAAGGAUUUAAUCGUGGUUUGGGGACAUUUUGUGCUGGAAUGCUUGCCUUCAUCUUUGCUCAAUUAGCAUUGUGGGCUGGAGAAAGGGAAAGAGUUGUAAUUGUUGUGAGCAUUUUUAUCGUAGCAUUUUUUGGAUCAUACUUGAAGCUAUACCCAACAAUGGCACCAUAUGAAUAUGGAUAUCGAGUAUUUAUCUUGACGUAUUGUAUCCUAAUUGUGGCUGGAAACAGGACUAGAGAGUAUAAUGUGGCAAUUUGUACUCGUUUGGCUUUGAUUGCUCUUGGUGCUGGUAUUUGCUUGUUGAUUAAUAUCAGUAUUUACCCCAUCUGGUCUGGUGAAGAUUUACAUCGUUUGGUGGUUAAGAAUUUCAUGGAUCUUGCAAAUUCUCUGGAAGGUUGUAUCAAUGGGUACUUAAGUUGUGUUGAGCAUGAUAGAGAUGCAAAUGACUCAGAAUACAAUGGCUACAAAUCUGUCAUAGAAUCCACAGGUCGAGAGCAAACAUUGCUUGGAUUUGCUAUUUGGGAGCCACCUCAUGGGCGUUAUAGAAUGCACAAGAAUCUGUGGAGAGACUUUGUCAAAUUAAGCAGUGCAUUGAGGCAUUGUGCAUUCAUGGUCAUGGCAUUGCAUGGAUGUAUCCAAUCAGAAAUCCAGGCACCACCAGAGAAGAGGAAGGUAUUCCGUAAUGAGCUAAAAAGGGUUGGUGCAAAUGCUGCAAAAGUUCUACGUGAGCUAGGAACAAAGUUAGACAAAUUGGAAAUGCUAGAUAGUCAUGAAAAUAUUCUAAAAGAAGUGCAUGAGACAGCUCAACAUCUGCAGAAAAAAAUAGACCACAAAUCAUAUAUUUUGGUCAAUUCCAAGAGUUGGGAAAUUGGAAAACCAAACAUUAAUCAUGAAGAUUCUUCAAGUGAAAAUGGUAGUGAAAAUUUGCCAUUAAGUUCUCGAUCUCGAUCACUAAGUGAAACAGCCAUUGAUAUAAGUUCAUUACAAGCAAAUUGGCCACAAUUGGCAAAAGAAUCGUCUGAAUUUACAAAGUCAUCAUUUAGAAAGCAAAAUCAAUGGCCUUCACGUCUUUCACUUGCUGAUGGUGAUAUUGCUGAUACGUGUGAAAUGGAAACUUACUUAAGUGCAAGUUCUUUGUCUUUGGCUACUUUUGCUUCACUACUUAUUGAAUUUGUUGCAAGGCUUCAGAAUGUGGUUGACAACUUUGAAGAAUUAAGUCAAAGGGCAGAGUUUAAAGAGCCAGAUGUUAUCAUCCCACCUAGUGCAAUAAAGAGUUAGGGCUCGUUUGGUACUGAGGGAUAAAGAAUAAUUAAGUUCGAGAUAACUUGUUUCCAACCAAACCAUGUUGAUGUGAUUUACUUCAAGUUGUGAGUUUUUUGAAGAUUCAGUUUUUGUGAAAUGAAAAGGUAAAAGAUAGUCAUUUGUUUGUUGUGUGACGAGGAAAAGAAAUAGGAAAAUGAACAUUUGUAUAUUGGUGUAUGGAUAUCUCUUGUAUCAUGAAUAGAUUGGGGUGUUCGUCGGUCA
Messenger RNA from Nicotiana attenuata, 2118 nucleotides. RefSeq names its product aluminum-activated malate transporter 9-like. Lineage: Eukaryota; Viridiplantae; Streptophyta; Magnoliopsida; Solanales; Solanaceae. The transcript is spliced from 7 exons. Bases 250 to 1872 code for a protein of 540 amino acids. Gene Ontology annotation, biological process: malate transport. The record is from RefSeq and is a predicted model, not a curated record. Gene Ontology annotation, cellular component: plant-type vacuole membrane.